UAAGCUGAAAAGAAAAUGAAUGAAUGAAUGUAAUUAAUGCUACACACUUUAAACACGCUAGUAAAAUUGGCGAGAUUUUGGGAGGUGGGGGUUGUCUUAAAAGGUUGAAAACCCCUGGUCUAGUAACAUCAGAGACUUAAUUUACAUUUUAAAACAAGGCAUAGGUCCCCUGUAAUGUAAGUUUUCUGACCUCAUUUACAAAGCUUUCUUAAGAAAAUAUAAUUUAAAUUUAAGUCAAACUAAAACAGUUCUUUUUUCAUGAUUAUAACAAUUGCACACUUUACACAAAAUAAGCAUACUACAUUUCUUAAUAUUUUCUGGACAAACAAAUUCAGGAUUCAUAAGUCUAAGAGAACAAUAUCAAAAUCAGUUAUCUGAUAGCUUUAAAAAUCGAGCACAAAAAUAACAAAAAUACAUGAAGCCAUUGUGUUUAUUUGAGCUAUUUUUGGCAAUUCAUUUUAUUUUGUAUGUGCAUUUGCUAGACUUAAACCUGGCAGGAAUUUUUUCAUAACAUUACAACUCAUUACAUUGCGCUACCAUCCUGUUUGCUUUUUGUGAUGCUGAGUAAAGCAAAUAUUAUGUGAGAAAAUAAAGUAGAUUGAGACUUGUUCUCCCUCCUGUCGUGCUGGGAAUUGAUAGGAUUGCAAAAAGUGGGCAGUACAUACUAGAACAUACUAGUACAUGCGUCACUGGAAAAAGAAAGUGGCAACAUUCAUAAAAAAAAAUAAAAUAAAAAAAUAAAAACAUCUAUUGCAUCAAUUCAGCAAUAAUCACCCAAUGUGGUAAAGUAAACAUGCUGAAUUUUGGAAAUAUUCCCUAAAAUAUGACGCAUUUGGCUUCAAUACAUGUUAUCUGUACCUCCCUGCUCAUAGAUGUGCAUCCAUCGUCACACACGAAGCAUAAUCUCACCUCCCAUUCGCCUCACGGUUAGCGCGCUAAACUACGGCAGCUCAUUCAUACAUUCAGCCUCUCUCUCACACACACACACACUCUCUCUCUUUCUCUCUCUCUCCCUAUGACUCACUCGCUCUCAGCCUCACAGCCUUCACUCAAAACCUGACCGCUCUCACAUAUUAGCAAGGCUGAAGAGGAGACCUGCAGCUAUCAGAAUUCCAAUCUCUGAAGUGGAUCAUCUGUCAACCAUAUUUGGAACAUAAAGCAUCUGCAGAACACAGAAAUUGAGAACCAGACAGAGCAUUCAUGGAAAAGCCUAGCUAUUUUGGAUUUCUAAGAACAAGAAAGAACAAGAAACAGGACAGACAAAAGUUUUCACUUUAACUGAUAAGUUGUAGCUGUGUUUUAUAUAAUUCAUUGGAAGAAGCUCUUCUACCAUCAAGCAAUAAUGCAUACAGAACAUUUCAGCUAUGACCAACAUGUAAAACCCUUGCGUAUGUUGAAUGGAACAAGGUAUUAUGCAGUUCUCUGAAUUCAUUGAAUCAAUUGGUCAUUCAUACAGUCUGGAAUAAAUAGCACCUUAGGCUUUCAUCCCAUUUUAUGGAGGCUUUGCAUAGCCAGGCGACCACUGGGGAGCAAUCUGGAGGUUUAGCAAAGCAGAAUGAGACCCCAGUGGAUAACCCUAAGCCACAGUAUCAUGAAGAGAAAAAGGUUGUCACCCAGGUGCACCAUGCACAGCAGCGGAAACAUCUUAAUAUUGAAAGAAAACGGCUCCGAUUACAGAGGAAAUCUCUUCAGGAGAGAGAUGUUGUUGAAGAGGGAAAGCCACCGAGGGCAUCAGGUAGUUCUGAACAUCUCAAUGCUAACAUGAGCCAGGCUAGAGAAAUGCCAUCUGGAGCUUCAUCCUCAGCAGUAUCAGCUAAACCCUCUUGUUCCAUGGAAGAGGUCUUGGAAGGUACACCAAGACAAAAGCGUGAGCGCAAACCUCAAAAGCCAGGAAAGUAUGUGUGUUCAUACUGUGGCCGUGCUUGUGCUAAGCCCAGUGUGCUUCAGAAACACAUUCGAUCCCACACUGGAGAGAGGCCUUACCCUUGUGCACCAUGUGGGUUCUCCUUCAAGACUAAAAGUAACCUUUACAAGCACCGAAAGUCCCACACUCAUAGGGUGAAGGCUGGUCUGACUGCAGACAGGGAGGGACCAGGUAUAAGUUGUUCAGAGGAACCACUUACAGAUUCAGAUGAAGAAAGCCAACCAUCUUCUUAUUUAGAAAAACAAAGGAUGUCAGUUCAAAACUCAAGUGCUACAGAAAGGUGCUCUGAGGGUCAGUUACAGGAAAUAGAGGACUCUCAUGCAGUUAAGAAGAGACUUGCAAUGCGACUUAGCAGAGGAAGACGUACACCUUUAGGAUCAUCUGAUGAAGCAUCCUCAUCAUUUGGUCAAAGUAGCAAAGGUAGCACAGAGUCCGGCUAUUUCUCUCGAUCUGAGAGCACAGAAGUCUCUCAAGAUAGUCCACCAAACACAAGCGCAAAAAGCUAUGCAGAAGUCAUCCUUGGAAAGUUUGGUCGCCUUGGUCAUUUGCAGAGGACUUCUCAUCAACAACAUGCCCAUCCUGCUGGACAAGAAGGGAAAAGAAUUCCAUUUAACGUUCCCAAAAAGCAAGUCAUUGACCACAUCACUAAACUCAUCACCAUAAAUGAGGCUGUUGUUGACACCAGUAAGAUUGACAGUGUCAAGCCCAGAAGGUUCUCACUUUCUCGGAGAAGCAGCACAGAAUUGAAAGUAGUCUCUUCCAAAGAGCCAUUUCUUCACAGUCCAAAAGAAAUAGACAUAAGUGCAAAAAGUAGUGGUUCCAUCACUCUUGGUGUACCAUGUGAGAAAUUUCAACAUCAUUCUCUUAGUAUCCCACAAACUGAAUCAACAUCCACUGCUCCUCUUUUGAGAAGUCACUCCAUGCCCUCAGAUGCAAGUACUAGUGACGUGUCUGAAACUUCCCGUAGCCUUCGCCUUAGCCAAUCCUUUGAUGACCCGCAACCAAUUCAGAAUCGGCGCCAUGGAAUGCUAAGACGACAGCCUGCAAUUGAAUUGCCAAUUGGCGCUGAAUUAACAAUGGAGGAACAAUCCUAUUCCACCUCAUCAUUUCAUCACCCAGUUACUACAAUGCCUGAUCCCAGCCAGAAACAAGAGCAAUUUGAGUGCGGUGCUUGUCGUAUUGUUUGUAAUGACGUGGAGAGAUAUCAAAAACACAAACAACACUGUUGCACAGUUCAUAUUUCUCAACAAUCUGAAAUUCCUGUUUAUCAAGUAGAUGAAUCCACAAGAACAUUUACAUCCCGUUCUGGUGCUUUUGCAUUUAGAAAAAGAAGAAAAGAAGAGAGUAUUGAAUUUGAAGAUCCUUCUUUACCCUCAGUCUCUUAUAUACCACUGCGAGGGUAUGCACCAUCUUGUGAACAACCUAUUAAAAGGACACAUGAACUAGGUCAAGAAUACUGCACAGAAGGUUCUUUGAAAGGAAUAUCUGUCAUUCAGCAUACCAGUUCAUUUGAGAAACAUGAUAAUAGUAAAACGGACGAACCCUCUCACACUCAUGGUGUUUCCCACACUUCUCCUCAUCCACAGACAAAGCAGCAAGCAACUAAACUAUCCUUCCGUAAACUUGUACGCCAACAAAAUGUCCAGGUACCAGAGAUUCUGGUCACAGAAGAUUCAAACACGGAAGCCAUGGCAGUCUCACCCCCUCCGAUUGUCCCUAAAAUGAAGGACACUGAAAAAGUCAGUGAGUUCCAGUGGCCUCAGAGAAGUCCAACUUUGGCCCAACUUCCAAUUGAGAAGUUGCCACCUAAAAAGAAACGUCUUCGUCUUGCAGAAGCAGCACAGUCUUCAGGGGAUUCAAGCUUUGAAUCAAUGUCCCUGCCUCACAGUCCAAGUCAAGACAGUUGCACAUCUCACAAUUCCAGUAGAUCAACUUCUUUUGAAGAAGCUGGAAAAGCUGAUGCAGAUUUGACACCAACUAGGAGAUCAAGAGCCACUCAUACUUUGACAGUUCCCAUAAAUUCUCAUAGAGAAAUGAGGCGCUCUGCAUCUGAGCAGGCACCUCAUAUACCUCAAACUGCUAACCUUAUUACAGAGAUUCGCAGUAAAUCAUUUGACUAUAGCAGUUUGUCUCCAGAUCGGACCCCAGCAGGAUGGAAAGAAAGGCGGAAAUGCCUUCUAUUGAGGCACAGUGCCGUGAGGGAACCUGAGGAGGAAGACCAAACUACCAAAGUCUUCAACACCAGCUCUCCCACUUGUAGGACUAGCACGUCACCUAGCCAUAGCCCAGUCACCUCCUACAGCCCAUCCACUCAUCACGUGUCUUCAAGCAAUACUGUACAUUCAUUUGGUGAGAAGCAGAUCAUGAAAUCACAGGAUGUUUUAUCAGAGAAUACCCAGCUGAGUACAUUGCAGCUGACCCCAGUGAUUCAUACUGACCACCCCACUACCGUGGGAAGUCUGAUUUGUCCAUCAGGUGCUGCCAGAGCUCAUUAUUCUUCAAUGUCAACAGGACUCAAGCUUGAAAUUCCCAUGGAAAAGGACCAACCAUACAUCACUCAUUGUCACCAGCAUCAGAAUAUUGGUUUUGAUGUUACUUCAAACCCAGAAGUACUAAGACCUUUACCAGCCCAGAGUAUUCCAGUCCGUCUUAAUUCACACCUUCCAUAUCAUGCAGGCUCUAUUUAUACAACAGUUUCACAAACAUUUUUUUCAAGGCCCCAGGAACCUUGUUGCUCUGGAGUCAGUUCAGUUGCAGUGGUCUCAAAGUAUGAAAUUAUGGAUCAACAACCAGAUUCUGAAAGAUCUGAUUCAGUAAGUGUUGGAGCAACCAAACGUGUCCUGUCGCCCACAAGCAGUAAUGAACUCAACCCAGAAAGUGAACAACAGCAGAAACGAGUAAAAGAGGAGGAAGAAAACCAGGAAAAUGAAAGGAGAGAUGAUAAGGUUUUGAUUGAAUUCAAAAAGGAGGAAAUACUGGGUGAGCAAAGUGUCAUCUUCCCAACUGAACACAAAGAUCCCCCAUUUCAGACUCUUAACACGAAUCUAACUUUUAGCUGGUGCUUUCUAAACUACAUAAAGCCAAAUCCAUCCAUACAGAGUGAACAACAAAACUCAGUCUAUUCUUCAUGGUGUACAAGUACCCGCAAUCCAAACCCUCCUGGCCUAACAAGCAAGGAAAUGCUUUCCCUGUUGCAAUGCAGGCAGAGACAUGAAACACUUCUCUACACCAUGGCAUCCAUGUCACCUUCUUUGGAUGUGAAACAAGAGACACCUGACUCCCAAAAGCCUAACGUGACUGAGGUACAUGCCGCUCAGCUCACAGAACCGAAAGAAGCCCAGCAAGCUGAGUUGACGGAGGUAGAAACAAAAACAACGGAGGAGAAGGAAGACCAGUUAUCUACCUCCAAAUGCAGCUCACGGGUACAGAUUUGUGAGGGAGGCUACAGGUCAAGUGAGGAAUAUGUGUAUGUACGUGGACGAGGAAGAGGUCGAUAUGUAUGUGAAGAGUGUGGAAUACGCUGUAAGAAACCAAGCAUGCUGCGCAAACACAUACGACUCCACACGGACGCCCGACCUUAUGUCUGCCAGCACUGUAACUUUGCCUUCAAAACCAAAGGGAAUCUAACCAAACAUAUGAAGUCAAAGGCUCAUGGGAAGAGAUGUCCAGAGGGACCUGCUCCAGGACCAGUCCAGUGUGAGCUGGAGACAGAUGAAGGAGGUGACAGUGCUAAACAUUUCCUUGAGACAGAGGAAGUGGAAGAACACCAGUUCUCGGAUGCGGAAGAGUCCGAUGACGAAGCUGAGGAUAAUGAUGAAGGUGACGAGCAGACUUCAUGCUCCUCUUCGUCAUCCAAGUGGACGUCCAUCUCCAGAGAUGAUUCUGGCUCGUGUGACAUCUUAGGCCUUUCAAACCCAGGCUGGGAACAGCAUCCCAAACCGCCUGUCAGUAUGAGCCCUCGAAAGCCCAGCCACUAUGGAGAAGCUUCCUCUCCGAAGACAACAAAGUCUAUAGUGACACUUUUGCACCUUGAUCCCACCACAGGAAUGUGCUCAUCCCCAAUCCGUAGCCUUUCUCCUGGCCUGCAAAUGUCCCCUGCUUUACCACAGUCUCCUGGACGGGACAUGUCCCCUCUACGAUGUCCUUCUCCAAGACUAAGUCUGUCUCCAUCAUCCUGUCUGUCCUCAUUGUCUCCUUCUGACCGCUCGACUUCAUCCUUCUCCGAGAGACGUGUGUCCCCCAUUAGAGACCUGUCCCCCAUACGGCCUUCGUCUCCCAGUUGUCCCCUGGCGUUGACUGUUGGGGCCAGUGUAACUAUUCAGUACCAAGCUGACAGACCCAGAGCUUCAACAAAAGCCUCACCUAACAGGUUAAACCUCAAGAAAAAAACGGAGAAAACACACAGUCCUCACAGAAGGACCAACAUGACCCAGUCUUGGCCUCCAGCACACGGGCGUCUGUCCAGGAACAUGCAGCCCAGGGAAGGCCAGCGUGUGUUAAGUCACCUGCCUCUGCACUCCCAGCCUCAGGUGAUGAUUCCCAAUCUCAGCCUCACCAUUCCUAUCGGCGGGAUCCAGAUGGUGCAGCCACGCUCCAAUAUGCUCCUCCGGAGUACAUCUCUGAACCACAGCGUAGCCCAGAUGACUGUCACUGUGCUGACCAAGGAGAAAGGCGCUGGGAGGAGUCCUGUGGGUGAAGUUCCUCAUCGGAAGAAUCAGCUGAUAGUGUUUACAGAGCCUGCGGUGGAGAUGAGCUCCAAGAGUGAAGCUUCCUCUGAUGAGGACAAAGAGCAAAUCCAUGGAGUGGUUCAAGCAGAGCUUUUUUCUAGAAAAAAAGAAGUUCCCAGUGUCGCAAUGACAACCUGGAAGAGUAUCUCUCAAAAAAAUAACAGAAAGCAUUCUCGAAGUCCCAAGAAAACUCAGCCGGUAGACGGCUCAAGAACAUCUAUGGAUGCUAAGUGUUGAGGGAGAAGUUUAGACAAAAAUGAAAUGUCUGUCAUUGUUUAUAUGCAUAUUACUCCAAACCUGCAUGUUUGGCAGAAUAUUGCAAUUUUUAUUUUUUUUUCCACACAAAAAUGCAUUUGGUUAUCUUUUAACAUGGUUGGAAAUUAAAGAGGGUUUAGGGCAAUAAUAAUAAUAAUAAUAAUAAUAAUAAACUAAAUUCAAUAUUGUGGCAAAAAAGUGCCUCCACUAUUCGAGACUAUCUGUUGCAACAUGAUUAAAGUGAAAAUGGUUGAAAAGUAAAGCUUACAGCAUUAUAUUUAGAUUAUUUACAUAUUAAACAAAUAUUUCACUGACAAAAACUGACAAAUUCCCUCCUGUGAUAACAUUCAGCGAUAUAUAGAUAUAUAGAUGCAUCAUAUAGAUAUGAUGCAAAGUUUAGAAUUGUGAUUUUAUAAUUAAAUAAAUUAAUCUUAUGGCCUGUUUACACCAAAAAAUAUAAAGAUAUUUAACUAUAUUGUAUAUACUGUAUGAAAUUCACAGUAGCACACAAUAUAGUUUGGUUUAUUAACAGUUUGCAGUUUUGUUGAAUGCAUAUUUAAAUGCUUGUGUUUAAAAGAAGAAGAAGGGGGUAUUCUAUUUGGUUAUCAUUGCUUUUAACACAAUUAUUUGUUGGAUUAAAAAAAACAACAGUAUUGUCAUUUAUUUAUUGUGAUUGAAUUAAUAUUUUAAUUGUUAUUAUUUCAAAGAGGGUUUUUUUUUUUUUUUUGCAUUUAAAUAAAAAAGCUCCUUUAAAUGAUAUGUAAGAGCUGCAUUGAGAAAGUGGGAAUGAUUUUUUUGGCUAUCUAAAUAAAUGAAAAAUACUGUCUGACAUUAAAAAAUGCAAAUCGAUUUGAAGAGUCAUGAAACCCCCCCUCUUUCAGCUCAAGUCUACCUCAGAUUUAAACAAAUAAUGCCUCAUGCUGCGCGUGGAGUGCUGAGACAGAGGGAGGACUGGGCGUGGCUGACAGAACAGGGGAUAAAAGGGGAGUGAUCAACUGUUGUCAGUUGAGACACAAACCGUGAGAAGACCCAUGAUUUUAUAGUUUACAAAGUUAAAAUGCAAAGAAAUAAACAGUA
Danio rerio (zebrafish) is the source of this 7983-nucleotide messenger RNA. The record is from RefSeq and is a predicted model, not a curated record. NCBI's taxonomy places the organism in Eukaryota, Metazoa, Chordata, Actinopteri, Cypriniformes, Danionidae.